Messenger RNA from Fusarium poae, 2958 nucleotides. RefSeq lists its product as uncharacterized. Gene Ontology annotation, biological process: carbohydrate metabolic process. NCBI's taxonomy places the organism in Eukaryota, Fungi, Ascomycota, Sordariomycetes, Hypocreales, Nectriaceae. Gene Ontology annotation, molecular function: beta-galactosidase activity. The record is from RefSeq and is a predicted model, not a curated record. The transcript has 8 exons. Gene Ontology annotation, cellular component: vacuole. Bases 1 to 2958 code for a protein of 985 amino acids.
AUGCCUCGUGGUGGGCGUCCGUCCUCGAUCAUCAAUGCCCACAAGAGAGAACUUCUGCAAGACAUUGUCACCUUUGAUGAACACUCUCUAUUCAUCAAUGGUGAGCGUGUGACUAUGUUCUCUGCAGAAAUCCACCCUUUCCGUCUACCUGUUCCAUCGCUGUAUCUAGAUCUAUUCCACAAAGUCAAAGCGAUGGGCUUCAACAUGGUCUCGUUCUACGUCGAUUGGGCUCUACUGGAAGGGAAACCGGGCGAGUUCCGGUCAGAGGGGGCGCUGGAUCUACAGCCCUUCAUAGACGCUGCAAAAGAAGCGGGUAUUUACCUUCUUGCGAGACCAGGACCAUACAUCAAUGCUGAAGUCUCUGGUGGUGGAUUCCCGGGCUGGUUGCAGAGAGUCAAAGGAUUUCUGAGGACCAAUGCUACUGACUAUCUCGCUUCAACUGAUAACUAUGUCGCAAAGGUGGGAGCAAUCAUCGCAAAAGCGCAAAUCACCAAUGGUGGGCCCGUAAUCCUGUAUCAGCCAGAGAACGAGUAUAGUGCCGCUCAAGGAACACCGUUUCCGAAUCACGACUACCUGGAAUACGUCAACGACCAGGUCCGCAAGGCUGGUGUAGUUGUGCCUCUUAUCAACAAUGAUGCAUGGCAAGGGGGUACUGGUGCUCCUGGUACUGGACCUGGAGCUGUAGAUAUAUACGGACAUGAUGGAUAUCCUGUCGGUUUCGACUGCACAAAUCCUUAUAAGUGGCCUAAGGACGGAUUACCGACGACUUGGCAUGCCGAGCAUCUGGACAAGAGCCCCAACACUCCGUACUCGAUCAUCGAGUUCCAAGGCGGUGCUUUUGAUCCUCCUGGAGGUACUGGCUUUGAGAAGUGCUAUGAACUAACCAACCACGAGUUUGCCCGCAUUUUCUACAAGAACAACCUCGCUGCAGGUGUGACAAUUUUCAAUAUCUACAUGACAUGGGGAGGUACCAACUGGGGAAACCUUGGGCACUCUGAUGGAUACACCUCAUACGAUUACGGCGCUGCUAUCAAAGAGGACAGGACAGUCACCCGCGAGAAAUAUUCCGAGAUCAAACUCCAGGGCCAGUUCCUUGCCGUUUCACCAAACUAUGCCGUAGCGACAGCAAGUAACUUCACAACGACAAAAUACACCAACAACAACAAGGUUGCCGUUACAGCACUGACCACAAAGAAAGACGAUGCCUUCUAUGUUGUGCGACACGCAGAUUAUCGAACGACUGCCACCGCAUCGUAUAAGCUCAAAGUGAAAACAUCUGUGGGACAACUAACAAUUCCUCAACUCGGCGGCUCGCUUUCAUUACACGGUAGAGAUUCGAAGAUCCAUGUCGUGGACUACCCGGUUGGAAAGCACACAGUUGUGUAUUCCACUGCCGAAGUGUUCACAUGGAAAGACCUCGGCGACAAGACUGUUCUUGUAAUCUACGGCGGACCUGACGAGUUGCAUGAAGUCGCGAUCAAGAGUGACUCCAAACUCAAUGUUGUCGAGGGUGAUGGCAUCAAGACGGAGAGAAGAAAAGGAGCGACUAUCUUUCAAUUCACAACCAGUCCUAAGCGCCGCGUGGUCCAGAUCGGAUCCCUUCACGUAUAUGUUCUAGACCGUAACGCUGCGUAUAACUACUGGGUUCCUACCAUCCCAGAAAAGGGCGAACGUGUGGCGUUUGGAUCUUCAGUCAUGAACCCCAAGGCAGUGAUCCUCAAUGGUGCUUACUUGAUUCGCUCUGUCGCUAUCAAAGGAUCGAAACUGUCCGUACAAGCCGAUUUUAACGCCACUUCACCAUUGGAAAUCAUUGGUGCGCCAAAAGGAACUUCUCGACUUGUGAUCAACGGCAAAGAUACACCAUUCAAAAGGUCCAAAAUUGGAAACUGGCUGGUUAACCCAGCUGUCCAGAUCCCGGAUAUCAAGAUAACAGACCUGAAGUCUCUGGAUUGGAAGUACGUGGAUUCACUUCCCGAGGUUAAGAAAAAUUACGACGAUGCCAAAUGGCCCGAUGCUGAUCUGAAGAACACUUUCAACUCCAAGUGGCCUCUUAACAAUUCUGUUUCCCUCUACGGAGGUGACUACGGCUUUCAUUCUGGCGCUCUCCUAUUCCGAGGACAUUUUACUGCUGAUGGAUCGGAGUCCAAGUUCAAAGUCUGGACUUUUGGUGGUCUUUCAUAUGGAAGUUCAGUAUGGCUUGAUGACAAGUUCCUUGGCUCAGUCAUAGGUUCAGGGUCUGGCAAUAAUCACACGUUGACUUAUUCCCUUCCCAAGACUCAAAAGGGCAAUAAACAUGUUGUCACUGUUAUCGUGGAUAACAUGGGAUUGAAUGGUAAUUGGGUGCCUGGUUGGGAAGAAGGGAAACAGCCGCGAGGUAUUAUUGACUGGUCUCUGGAGUCCAGUUCUGGUAAGGAGACUAAGAUUUCCAAGUGGAAGAUCACAGGCAAUCUUGGCGGAGAGGACUAUAUUGACAAAUUCCGGGGUCCGCGCAACGAAGGAGGUUUCUUUUUCGAGCGACAAGGUUAUCACUUGCCGUCUCCUCCUCUUAACAACUUCAAGUCUGGCUCACCCUUCAACGGUAUUUCCAAACCAGGUGUGGCGUUUUACAUCGCCAAGCUGAAAUUAAACCUCCCGUCUGACAAAUUCGACAUCCCACUAUCCUUCGAAUUCAAAAACAACACUGCAAGCGUCGGAGCUUACCGUGCGCUUCUUUACGUCAAUGGUUUUCAAUACGGUAGAUACGUGAGUCACGUCGGCCCACAGUCAGUUUUCCCCGUUCCAGAAGGUGUUUUCAACUAUCGCGGUGAUAAUUGGAUCGGUCUUGGUCUUUGGGCGUUGGAGAAGAGUGCCAAUGUGGACGGGUUGAGCCUAAAGGCUGGCGUUCCUGUGCAGACUGGUCGAGAGCCCGUCAAGCUUGUCAAGGGGCCCAAGUACGCUCAUCGUCGUGGGGCGUACUAG